Molecule: messenger RNA, 3039 nt
Organism: Scheffersomyces stipitis CBS 6054
Lineage: Eukaryota; Fungi; Ascomycota; Pichiomycetes; Serinales; Debaryomycetaceae
Gene: VPS11
Product: tethering complex subunit
Exons: 1
Coding region: 1-3039 (1012 amino acids)
Biological process (GO): organelle fusion; endosome organization; vacuole organization
Cellular component (GO): endosome; HOPS complex
Molecular function (GO): protein-macromolecule adaptor activity; protein binding
Source: RefSeq, a predicted model, not a curated record
AUGUCUACGUUGCCAUCGUCAUGGACGCAGUUUCAAUUGUUUGAUUAUACUCCAAUUCGUGAUCCUAAUUUCCAAACAAACGAUUCCUUAUACUCCGACGCCAGUCUUCUGGCCAUCCAUGCUACCAACUCAUAUUUAGUCAUUGCUACCAAUAAUGCAUUUCUAAAGAUUAUAGCCAGUAAAAAUCUCCAACUUCUCAAAACGUUCAUUGCGUACGAUUUGGAUUAUAGAAUUAGUUUCGUACGUAGUUUACCCAACUCGGAUUUAUUAAUCACCUUGGCCGAAAAACAAGGUUCACCAUCAAUUGUCAAGCUAUGGGACUUGAACAGAAUUAUCCAUCUCCAAGAAGAGGACCAAGACGUACUAAAAUUCAAAUUUCAAACUCAGGCUCUCGUAACUAAUGCAGACAACUCUUACCCUAUCAGUUCCUUUGAGUUCAGCAGCGAUCUUACUUGUAUCGCCAUAGGGUACACCAAUGGAAAAGUGAUAUUGAUAAGGGGAGACUUGCUAAGAGAUAGAGGAUCCAAACAGCGUUUGAUCUACGAGUCAACAGAUCCAGUCACAAACAUAGCAUUCAACAAAUAUGAGGACUUAUUGUAUAUAACGACUACUUCCAAGAUUCUAACAGUACUGACCUCGGGCAGAAACCAGAGAAAACCACAGAGAAUCUUGUCCAACAAAACAGGAAUCGAUUUGAAUUGCUCUGUAAUUGAUCCUAAGAGUCAAUACUUGAUUGUUGGAACAACUGAUUCUAUCCGCUACUACAGUCACUUGAACAAAAUCAGGACAAUCAAAUUCGAGAUUCCCAAAUCUAGAAUCUUUCGUUUUGGCAAGAAUUACCUUCUUAUUGUUUCUCCACACCAGCAGGAACUUUUAGCCCAGGAAUCGAUUUCGAAGAAAAAGAAGUCGUUUGCCAGAGUAUUGAUUCUAGAUAUCUUUAACAAGCAUAUUUCAUUUAAUUUCAUGAUCCCCGAUAAUACUAUCAACCAUGUGUUUGUGAUGCAGAAUGACGUUCACUUACUUUCUAAUGAUGGUGUUCUUUAUAAGUUGCACGAAAAACCAAUCAAUCAACAAAUUGAGUCCAUAAUACAGAGAGAAUUGUUUCCAGUGGCUUACAAUCUUGCUGUACAGGCAAGCAUGCCAAACGAUUUAUUAUUGAGAAUCCAAAAGUUGUAUGGUGAUUUCCUAUAUGAGAAACAAGAAAAUGAGGCAUCAAUUGAUAUCUAUAUUAAGUGCUUGGACUUGUUUGAAAAGCUGGUGGAUUCUCAGGGUGAAUCUGUAGACCAAGAGGACGACUUGGAUGACUUCGUUAUGACCGUUAUUACAAAGUUCAAGGACGCUGCUAAUAUUCCAAACUUAACAAAGUUUCUUUUCAAAUUGUACGAAUUGAAAGAAGCUAACAAUGAUCACAUCACAUUACUUUUGUGUUGCUACUGUAAAUUGAAAAUGACAGAAGAGUUAGAUAAAUUUAUCAACGACUUGGAUUUAGAUGAGGACAACAAUUUGCAAGAUUUGAACUUCCAGUUGAUCAUAAACUUGUUCAAAGAAUGUGGAUACUUCACUCAGGUAAUAAGGUUGUUGUUUCGCUUGAAUCAACCUAACUUGAUAGUAGGUAUUCAGCUUAACGAUCUCAAACAACCUAGAAACUCUUUGAACUAUAUAAAGUCAUUGCCAAUUGAUGAGCUUUUGCUUAUAUUGACUGAACAUUCAAAGACAUUCCUCGACGAUUGUCCUAUUGAAACAACAGAAUUGCUUAUUAAUGUAUUUACAGGAAAGUACAUUCCAAAUGGAGAUCAUACAGAACCAUUUAGUGCCGAGAUUCUGUCCAAAAAAGAGGAAAAAUCCGAAGAAACUGAAGCACCUUCUACUUUGAAUAACUAUAGAGCUUUUCUCAACUAUUUGUCAGGCAACUCAACUGAUGAUAUUAAAUCAAACAACUCAAAUGAAUUAAGUGUUGAAAUUCAGGAACCUACUUAUCUACCACCCAGACCUAGUUUAAUUUUUCCAAGCUUCAUCAAUCAUCCAAAUCAGUUUGUGAUCUUCUUGGAGGCAUGUAUUGAAUCUUUUGACAAAUAUCAAGGUAACAUGAAUGAUAAGAAGGACCUAUUGAUCACACUUUUGGAGAUGUAUCUUUCAUUGUCUAAAGAAUCAAAGACCAAUUCCGCCGAGGAAGAGUGGAAGAACAAAGCUAGAAUCUUACUACAGGAAAAUUCAUCCCUCUUGAACAAUUCGUCGCUUCUUCUUCUAUCCAACAUUUAUGAUUUCCAAGAAGGAGAAGCAUUAGCAAAAGAAAAAGCAGGACAUGAAGAAAGUCUCCUUCAUUCGUAUCAACUUUCAGGCGAUAUUUCUGGUUGUUUCGAUUUGCUACGAAAGUAUGGCGAAAAAAAGCCUGAGAUGUAUAAGCUCAUGUUGAAGUUUGUUGUUUCCAAGAAAGAGAUUUUUGAAAGAAUCAAUCCAUUGGAAUUUCGUUUCCUCUUCGAUACAAUAAGCUCAAGAAAGUUGAUGAAUCCGCUCGAAAUUUUACAAAUAUUGACUGAAAAUCCAGCUAACGACUUUAUCACACUCGGACUUAUCAAAGAUUAUUUGAUCGAUUAUUUCGACAACCAGAAUAAAGAAAUCAGUAACAAUACGAAGUUGAUAGGAUUUUAUGAAGGAGAAUCAACCAAGAGUUCUCACAAGUUGACGGAAUUGACUAACAAGCCAUUUGUCAUUCAGAACAACAAAUGUUCGGCCUGUGAUAACAAGCUUGAUUUCCCUGUAAUUCACUUCAGGUGUAAACACUCUUAUCAUCAGAAAUGUCUUACUGACUACGUUAUCGCAUCGGUACAGGAGGAUAUGUCUGGAGAAAGAAGAUGUCCUAAAUGUGUCAAUGAAAUAGAAGAGAUCAAGGCUAUUAGAGCUGGACAAUUCAAAUCCAAGGAAAACCUCGAAUUGUUUGAAGGAACUUUGAACGAAACUCAAGAUAAGUUUAGAUAUAUAAGCGAAUACUUGGGGAAGGGUGUUAUGGAGAACGAAUCUGUGGUUCUCUUUAAUGAAUAA